GUCAUCUUCUCUUAAUGUGCAUGUCCUUGCUAUUUCAGCCUGGCAACUAGACCUAUUUAAUGCUCAGCUCUCUCCUUAAUGGUUCGCUCCAACCAUUACUCCAACACUCCAGAACAGAGGAAGAACACAACAUCACUGACACUUGUCUCCAACUACCCAAAAUGGCUUCUAAACACAUCACAGAAAUUGCAAUCUCCACUGACUCUAAAAGGGAACAACAGCUUCGUGGCCAAGGCUUUCACAUGGUGGAUGUAAACCUCAACCAAGGAAAUUCAUCCACCACCAGAGUUGACAUGUGGUACAAAAAAGGGCUAUGAAGAACCCAUCACCAGAGUCCAGUUCUCAUUCAAUGAUGGAAUGAAAGAUGGCCUGAGGAGUGUAGGGUACACUGAGCUCCCAGAAAACAUCAACUCUGGAGCAGAGGGAGAUGUCAUCCAUCUGUGGUACUUUAGUGGUGCAAGCCCUAAGUAUGACAUUCCCAUUGUAGAUCUGCUACUCACCACUAAUGUGAAGACAGAGGCCGUUCAAUUCAAAUACGGCUGGGAAAUGCUACCAUGUGAUCUGAACCGCGGUAGCUUAGGAGAUUUCAUCUACCUCUGGGUGAAGAGAGAGAGUGAGACCUACAUCUGUGACGUUGCUGCCACCAUCUCAUACCAAGAACACAUCAACCUUUUCAACAAGGGCUACAUCCGGAUUGAUGAAGAUCUCAAUAGAGGUGCUGGAGGAAACUGGAUCUUCCUCUGGUACCGCCAAUCCACCGAUAAGGGCUGCGGGGUCACCAGGGUGAAUGUAUCCGUCAACCAUGAGCAGGAUUUCAGCCUACAGCAGCGUGGUUUCUCCGUGGUGAAUGUUAACCUCAACGAGGGAACAUCUGGUCAGCCAGUGUUUGUCUGGCUCAAGAAAGAUGGAUCUCUCCCUAUCAAGGCCUUGACCGUUACAUCCAACCCCAAGGCAGACGGUCCUUAUGAGGAGGCGGGCUUGGUUUCCAUCGGGAAAAGUCUGAAUUCUGGCAACAACGGUGUCCCCCUCUUCCUCUGGUAUGGCAAGUAAAAACCUGAGGUGGAGAGGACGUGUCAGACUAAAAAUGUGGAAGAUGUUAGCUUGUGCAUGGCAAUUUCUCUGUCUAUUUUCUGUUCAAAAAGAUCUUAUCUUUCCCGUCAAAAAAUAGAAAUAAUUCAAUGACACUAAAUGUUAGCUUGUGCAUGGCAAUUUCUCUGUCUAUUUUCUGUUCAAAAAUAUCUUAUCUUUCCCGUCAAAAAAUAUAAAUAAUUCAAUGACACUAAAUGUUAGCUUCGUGUAAUAAAGUCACUGUCAUAGAUCAUUAAGGAACGUUAAGGUUGACUUUAAUGUUCUAUCCAAUCUAUCCACAAUUGAAUUAUGUUUUUCAAUUUUACUAUAACAAUUUAGCAGCAGAUUUAUAUUUUUUCUGACUAUUUCAAGGGCUUAUAAGGUAUUAUAUCUCAUUGUGUCAAAUGUGAUUUAGAAAAACUUUAGUACAGUAAUAUGAAUAAAGUAAAAUGAUGAAUGAUUUCUGUGUAAUAC
This is a messenger RNA of Oncorhynchus nerka (sockeye salmon), 1542 nucleotides long. RefSeq lists its product as uncharacterized. NCBI's taxonomy places the organism in Eukaryota, Metazoa, Chordata, Actinopteri, Salmoniformes, Salmonidae. The transcript is spliced from 2 exons. The coding region runs from base 358 to 1050 and encodes 230 amino acids. The record is from RefSeq and is a predicted model, not a curated record.